This is a messenger RNA of Papilio polytes (common Mormon), 2115 nucleotides long. RefSeq lists its product as uncharacterized. Lineage: Eukaryota; Metazoa; Arthropoda; Insecta; Lepidoptera; Papilionidae. The record is from RefSeq and is a predicted model, not a curated record. The transcript is spliced from 5 exons. The coding region runs from base 836 to 1468 and encodes 210 amino acids.
UCUUACGUUGGUUCUUAAAUUGGUCCACGAUUAUGAGCGUCAGUUUAGAUGUGUGCUAUAAUUAUUAUCACUCACACUUGUAGUAAGAUCGUACGAUAUAGUGGAGCCAAUAGGCGAGAGCGGCGUGGUGGGCUCGGCUCCCCACCACGCACCAUCGGAAUGUACGAUUGCACAGGUAAAAUUAAACACGUUUUGAGGGCGCUAAUGUCCAAGGCCAUUGUCAAGAUAUGGAGAAAGGAGUCGUUGAAGCAAUCCAGUCUAACUGUGACAUCUGUAUCAACAUUUAAACGUCAUUCAAUAGAACUAAAAAAAUUGGGGGCGUUAACGUUUAAUCAUACGAUACGACGAUAAAAUAAUACCCACAUAUUACGAAAUAGAUACCAAGUUAAAAAUGUUCAUCUGUUACAGAUGUAUCAACGACGUUUACUUUUAGGAACGUGACGAUAUAGAUAGUACUAUUUACCAUAGAUAAGAAGUAAGAUAGAAAGGUAGGGUAGUUGUAGUAGUUGAAAUAAGAAUAAAAAAUUCCAAUCACUUGGAAGUCAUAGAAAUGUUCGUGGCCGAUGCAUGAACGACGACCGUUCGUCCGUGACUUUCGCGUGCAAGUCGUUUAUUCACAGAUAACCUCGUAUCUAUUCGUUCAAAUAUAAACAAUGGAGUAUAUAAUACUACAACUACAUUAUAACAUUGUAUCUAUUACUUAAACCAUUUCACAGUUCACAUUUACAAUGAGUGUUUAUUCUGUUAUAUGUAAAAUUCUGACCAGACGUGAGCUGAAAUUUAUGCUCUGAAAGAGAAUUGCAAUAAGGAAGAGGAUUUGCUGCAGAGAUGCUCAAUGGCAUUGCCGGUUCUAAGUUCACCGGAGAUAUCGUUUGCUCUCACAAGAGAAGAAUUAGACAAGAGUUGUGUAGAACUUCGAGCUGGUAUCAAAUGUAUAGACAAUUACACAGCAGUAUGUAUGGAGAAAAACGAACAGGUUGUAUUCAGGCGGAUAUACGCUGGUAUAACAGACGUGGUUCAGGAGUUAUGCGCACGAGGACCUUACCAAGAUGAGUACUUGAGGCAUGCGGAUUGCGUAAAGAACGUACGGUCCGAGUACGAAGUUUGUAGCAAGAAGUAUGAGGUCACAUUAACCACGCUAAGCAGUCAUAAGAACGAACAGUAUCACACGGAUAACAACGAAAUGGUGGACCAUGAACACCAUCUGAGGACUGUCUGUUGUUCAUUCCAAGAGUACCUGAUGUGCUCGGAGCAGACGGUGCAGCGAUCGUGCGGUGAUGAGGCCGCUUUGUUCACCAGCGCUUUCCUGAAAAGAAUGGCUUCCAAUAUUAUCAAGAACUUCUGCCUUGAAUACCGCGGUAGGGAAUGUGGGUUGGCAGGUAAAGCGGACAGUCACACUACAUCGCCGAUAAUUCUUGCGAUUUUGGUACAAAUCGCGUAUAUAACUGGAAAUUUAGUACCUGCGUAGUUACCUUAGUUUAUUUAGGUGGAAGACAUUAAAUUAGAACGUCGGUAGAAUCGCGGUCGUGUCCGAAGUUCGGGAAUAGUGCAGCGUUUAGUGCACUGUAAAUAUUUUAUCAGCCUAGUGACUAAAUUCUGAGUAAGAUCCUAUCCUAUCGUAGUCACUGAAUACACUUGGUAUAAGUAAUCUUAUAUAAUGUUAAAUCAAGUUAUAUUUGUUGUUGAUCUCGGAAGCCUUCAAUUUGUAGUUACUUUUUAAACAACUUCAUUAUAUUCUUUUAGCAAGAGAAAAAUAAGAUAUUAAGUGACCACCGGUUUUAAUAUAGGCAAAAAGAGAGUUAUUUUGGUAUGGUUUAGACGCGGGUUGUGGAAUAAUAAAUCAAUUGGUUGAAAUAAAUUAUAAGACAUGUAUUUUAUUCCUAUAGUAAUUUAUUCUUUGUUGAAUCUGUCGUUCAAAGAGAUUGUAAUGAAUAGUGAAGUGUAAUUAGUUUCCUGUGUAAAAAUAGAUUCACAUUCUGUUGCUGAGAUAUUUCGUCGGACGAAUGAAUGCAUGUGCAUGAAAUGUAAGAAUAGAUCUAUGUUAUGUUUUAUUUUUCUUAGGGCCUGUCCCACUAAAUUAUAAAUUGUCUGAUAACAACGUGUAAAAUAUGUGAU